AUGGAGUUGAAGAAAGAUAAGCUAGUGAGGUUUUAUAAUGAUGAGAAACAGGAUGGUAAUUUUCCCUGGGAAAAGAGUGACAUUACCCAAAAACACUUGAAAGAGCCACUGCCUGGUGAUAGAGCUAAGAAGACUCUUAGAUUUGGGGGGUUUAAGGUUUUCCCAGAGAACCAUCAGCCACAUGAGAAGAAAAUUCUUGAUCCUGGAAGUGAUAUCUUCUUGACAUGGAACAGGAUUUUUCUUAUGUCUUGCUUGGUAUCGCUGUUCGUUGAUCCGCUGUUUUUCUACCUUCCUUCAGUACAUAAUGAUGGCAGUUCAUCUUGUAUGGAUACUGAUUUGAAUUUGGGAAUUGUUGUCACAUGUUUUCGUACUGUUGCUGAUAUGUUCUAUCUGCUGCAUAUGUUCAUCAAGUCGAGGACAGCUUAUAUAUCACCAAAAACUAGAGUUUUUGGGAGGGGUGAGCUUGUUAUGGAUCCUAAAAAGAUUGUUAGAAGGUAUUUGAGAACAGAUUUCUUCAUAGAUCUUUUAGCUGCGCUGCCUCUCCCUCAGAUUGUCAUAUGGUUCAUCAUACCUGCGGUUAAAAACUCCACUGCUGGCCAUGCCAAUCAUGCCCUAGUACUGAUUGUUCUCCUCCAAUAUGUUCCUAGAUUGUAUCUCAUUUUCCCACUAAGUUCUCAGAUUAUCAAAGCAACUGGUGUAGUCACAAAGACAGCUUGGGCGGGGGCUGCGUAUAAUCUCGUACUCUACAUGUUAGCUAGUCAUGUCUUAGGUGCUUCAUGGUACCUAUUAUCAAUCGAACGACAUGCAACUUGCUGGAAGUCUGAAUGCGGAAAGGAAAUUGACCCCAUCAAGUGUUUCCUCAGCUACUUGGAUUGUGGUGCUUUGAACAAUGAUGAACGCCAGCAAUGGAUAAACAGCACUCACGUGUUUAGUAACUGCAACCCGGAUAAUCCCAUCGAUUUCAAAUAUGGCAUAUUUCAGAAUGCACUGGCCAACAAUGUAGUCUCCUCAGCAUUUGUUGAGAAGUACUUGUAUUGUCUAUGGUGGGGAUUACAGAACUUGAGUUCCUAUGGUCAGAAUUUGACUACAAGCACAUUCAUUGGGGAAACUUCUUUUGCCAUACUCAUUGCUAUUGUGGGUCUUGUUCUGUUUGCACACUUGAUUGGAAAUAUGCAGACCUACUUGCAAUCUAUGACUGUGAGACUUGAGGAGUGGAGGCUCAGGCGGCGAGACACAGAGGAAUGGAUGAGACAUAGGCAACUCCCUGAAGAUCUGCAAGAACGUGUUAGGCGAUUUGUGCAGUACAAGUGGCUUGCAACUCGAGGAGUUGAUGAGGAAUCAAUCUUACACGCCUUGCCUACAGAUCUUCGUCGAGACAUUCAACGUCACCUAUGUUUAGACCUUGUUCGACGUGUCCCAUUUUUCUCACAGAUGGAUGGUCAACUACUUGAUGCAAUAUGCGAGCGUUUAGUAUCCUCUUUGAGUACUCAAGGCACCUACAUUGUCCGUGAAGGUGACCCUGUCACAGAGAUGUUAUUCAUUAUCCGAGGAAAGCUAGAGAGCUCGACAACAAAUGGAGGCCGGACAGGUUUCUUCAACUCAAUUACUUUGAGACCUGGUGAUUUUUGUGGCGAAGAAUUGCUUGCUUGGGCAUUGCUUCCCAAAUCUACUCUCAAUUUGCCUUCUUCUACAAGAACAGUUAGAUCACUUGAUGAAGUAGAGGCCUUUGCACUUAGAGCAGAAGAUCUCAAGUUUGUUGCCAAUCAGUUUCGACGACUUCAUAGCAAGAAGUUGCAACACACAUUUCGAUUCUACUCUUACCACUGGAGAACUUGGGCUGCAUGCUUCAUUCAGGUUGCGUGGCGUCGAUUCAAGAAGAGAUUGUUGGCAAAGAACCUUAGCUUGGCCGAGUCAUUUUCAUCGAACUGUGACAACCAAGAGGCUGAUGAGGCAGAGCAAGAAAAGGAGUACUCUAGGACUAAUACAGCUUCAAAUGCUUCGCAAGCGAGACAGAAUUUGGGGGUCACCAUUUUGGCCUCGAGGUUUGCUGCAAACACGAGAAGAGGAGCUCAGAAAAUGAAGGAGGUUCAAUUGCCAAAGUUGCAAAAGCCUGAAGAACCAGACUUCUCAGUAGAACCAGAAGAUGACUAG
Fragaria vesca subsp. vesca is the source of this 2151-nucleotide messenger RNA. Its product is annotated as probable cyclic nucleotide-gated ion channel 14-like. The record is from RefSeq and is a predicted model, not a curated record. The coding region runs from base 1 to 2151 and encodes 716 amino acids. Gene Ontology annotation, cellular component: membrane. Gene Ontology annotation, molecular function: monoatomic ion channel activity. Gene Ontology annotation, biological process: monoatomic ion transport; transmembrane transport. Lineage: Eukaryota; Viridiplantae; Streptophyta; Magnoliopsida; Rosales; Rosaceae. The transcript is spliced from 7 exons.